UCAUUUAAGAGUUGGCUAGCUUUUUAAAACAACUCCAAUCCCAAUUGUUGACGGCAAAAACCGGUUUCUGUCUCGAAAUUCGGUUUAUCAUUUCAGCGACCAAUGGCAAGGGUUUGCUCUUCAAUACUGUUUUUCAUCCUCAGUCACAUCUUCAUUCUCCUAAUAGCCCAGGUCACUUCUCAGCCAGAAUUCCUGAAUAACUUUUGUGAGAACGACAGAGGAAAUUACACCAGGAAUAGUACUUAUGAGGCCAACCUCAACCACCUCCUUUCAACUCUUCCCUCCCAAGAUGGCAACGACUACGGCUUUUACAAUCUCUCAUAUGGAAAUUCCUCCGACAAAGUCUACACGAUUGCGCUAUGCAGGGGAGAUGCGAAGCCCGAUGCCUGCCGCAGUUGCCUCAACGACUCCACGCUCCUCCUCCCACAGAGAUGCCGCGAUCAGAAGGAGGCGGUCGGAUGGUACGACAACUGCAUGUUGCGCUACUCCAACCGAUCCAUGUUCGGCAUCGUUGAAACUUCUCAAAUAUUCUACAUGUGGAGUGUCCAAAAUGUAACCGACGCGGACGGAUUCUACGAAAAACUAAGAACAUUGAUAAACCAGCUGAAAAAUCAAGCUGCAGCAGGUGAUUCCCUUCGCAAAUUCGCAACGGGAAAUGAUACCACUCCGGAGUUCAAAACCAUAUAUGCGCUUGUCCAGUGCACGCCAGACUUGUCGAAGGAACAAUGCAACAAUUGCUUGGAUAGCGUCUUUGGGUAUAUUCCGCAGUGCUGUGGUGGGAAGAAAGGGGGGAGAGUUAUUGGCCCCAGUUGUAACGUUAGGUAUGAGGAUUACCUCUUCUAUGAUUCUACAGCCAACCCGCCCCCAACUUCCCCACCAACGGUAUCUCCUCCUCCGCCAACAUCGACUAACACCACCCCAACACAAGGAAACGAGAGUAACACGUCUAGAACCGUCAUUAUUGUUGCUGUUUCAACUAGUGCUCUGUUUUUGGUGGUGCUAAUUAUCUCCGUCUGCGUGUUUUUUGGAAUAAAGAUGGCCAAGAAAAAGGAGGAAACUCGUCCCUUGUACGAACCUGUAGAAGAAAUUGAAAGUGCGGAAUCCUUACAAUACAAUUUUGACACCAUCAAAGUUGCAACGGAUAAUUUUUCAGAGGCAAAUAAGCUUGGACAGGGAGGAUUUGGCUCUGUUUACAGGGGAAGACUUUCUGAUGGAGAAGAGAUAGCUGUAAAAAGGUUGUCUAGGGGUUCAGGCCAAGGAGACCUGGAAUUCAAGAAUGAGGUCUUACUAGUUGCAAAGCUUCAACACCGCAAUCUUGUUCGGCUCCUCGGUUUCUGCUUGGAAGGAAAUGAAAGGCUUCUUGUAUAUGAGUUUGUUCCAAACGCAAGUCUUGAUCACUUCAUAUUUGAUCCAAGCAAGCGUGCACAUUUAAAUUGGGAGAGGCGUUACAAAAUUAUAGGAGGCGUUUCUCGGGGACUCCUUUACCUUCAUGAAGAUUCACGUUUGAGAAUUAUCCACCGAGAUCUUAAGGCUAGUAACAUUUUGUUAGAUGAAGAAAUGAACCCUAAGAUCUCAGAUUUUGGAAUGGCAAGAUUAUUCCUCGUUGAUCAAACUCAAGGAAACACAAGUAGAAUUGUGGGAACCUACGGAUAUAUGGCUCCAGAGUACGUAAUGCAUGGACAAUUUUCAGUCAAGUCUGAUAUAUUCAGUUUCGGUGUGUUACUCUUAGAAAUAGUAAGCGGACAAAAAAAUAAUUGUUUCCGUCAUGGAGAGCAUGUAGAAGACCUUUUAAGCUAUGCAUGGAGAAAUUGGAGGGAGGGGACAGCCUUGAAUGUUGCAGAUCCCCUAAUGAGACAAAUUAGUUCGGGAUCUGAAAUAACGAGAUGCAUCCACAUUGCACUGUUGUGUGUCCAAGUAAAUGUAGCUGAUAGACCAACGAUGAAUACAGUUGUUCUUAUGCUAAACAGUAACUCUCUGUCCCUCCCAGUGCCCUCAGAACCAGCUUUCUUUAUGCAUAGCCGCAUUGCAUCAGAUAUGUCAUUGGCUUCUGAUCUCAAUUCAAGGUCGGAUCAUUCGAAAAGCGAGUCUGGUAACCAAGCAUCUGUAAAUGAAGCUUCAAUCACUGAAUUCUACCCUCGCUAGUGUGAGGAUAAUUACUUGCUCAUAUGCCAUGAUUAAUUAAUGGUCAUAUCUAGAUGCCCAGCAAAUUUUCCCUCGUUUGAUUUUUAUUCUGUUCUUUGUCCCCACCACCAAAUUGGACUGAUGUUGCAGUUAGUAUAUAUGAGCACCAAUUUUUUUUAUUGA
Molecule: messenger RNA, 2304 nt
Organism: Morus notabilis
Lineage: Eukaryota; Viridiplantae; Streptophyta; Magnoliopsida; Rosales; Moraceae
Product: putative receptor-like protein kinase At4g00960
Exons: 7
Coding region: 103-2142 (679 amino acids)
Biological process (GO): protein phosphorylation
Molecular function (GO): protein kinase activity; ATP binding
Source: RefSeq, a predicted model, not a curated record